AAACUCAAACAUGCAUUAUCAAUCUUACGAUGGUGAAGAGGAAUUUGAGCCAAGAAUUAUACCAAAACCAACAGCAAAACUCGACUGCUUUGCAGUGCCAACUGUGCCAGAAAUAUCUUUAGUCUUCGAAAAACCAAUGGUACAAAAUCUGAAUGAUAGAUGCACUGAUUCAUCACCAAUAAGAUUGCUGAAACCAAUACGAGUCCUUGACAAUAUUAACAAUACUACGGAAUGCAUUAAUUCCAUGUCAUCUAUUUCGUGCAAUCCUAACUCUUACGCAGCAUGGAGGGAACAGAAUUACACUCGAGAGGCUAAUUCUAGAAAUGCAAUGCAUUUUUCACCAUUACGUAAAAACACUCAUAGCUGUAAUUAUGCAUUGCAAUCAGAUGUUUCUAUACAAAAGCAACAAGAGCAAAAUAAAAUAUGUGAUAUGCAAAAACAAGUGGUAAAUGUAAAAACUAAUGAUGGAAUAUAUGAGAAAUAUGUAAAAUUGACGUGUCCUGAUGUGGACAAUUCUUAUAAUCAUCGUGGAGAUACCCAUUCAUUACCUACAAGCAAGAGUCAUCUCUCUUGUAAUACUGUACAAAAAGCAAAGUUUAGUGUACCUGAUCAUAGCAUGAGAAUGCCUAACAAAGGUAUCCCAGACACUUUGAAGGGAACUGAAUACUUACAAAUGCCUUACACCGGAUAUCAGCAACUUCAUGCAUCUAGCCAUUCAAAUUAUAAUGUAGAUAAUAAUGAAACAGUAAAAACUUUAUUGCAACUUGUAAAUAGUCAGAGCGAACAGAUAAAAAAUUUACAACUGCAGAUAGAUAGACUAAUAAGAAUGCAGGAAGAAAGUUUUAGAAACAAAUCAACAUGUUCUUGUUCAUCGGCUCUUGCAAAUCAAGUACUGAAAUAUCCAUUGAUAAAUUGUUAUGAUACUGCUCUCAGUUCCUCUCUUGCACAAUCUCAAAACAAAGAUAUGAAAAAAAAUGAGGCUAUACAGAAUACAUCUGCUAUUGAAAAGAAAGAUUUAAAUAUUUUUGGUGAAAAUAAUAAAUUAGAAACAGCAUUGUUGGAACAGCAACCAAAGAAAACUUUUGUGGAACAAAAAGUUUCAAUUGGUGUUAUGACAAGUUUUGAAUUUACUGUACAAAAUAGUCCAUUUCUAUUAGAUUCUGAAAUAUAUGAAAAAAAGGAAGUUUGUAGAGAAAGUAAUAAUAUUAAUAGGAGAAAUGCUGUAAAUGUACAAGAUACAACAGAGCCUGUUAAAAGAUACAAAAAUACAUUUACGCACAAAACUGGAGCAGCGCAAUUGGAAAACAUAGUCGAGGAUUCGGAAAGUUACUUAUCCUCUAACCAACAGCAAAGUAGUAAUUUUAAUGUGAGUUCUUCCAUGAGAGAUUCAGAAAGACAUACUUUGAAGGAAUCAGAUAUAUAUAACGCGGCUAAUACUUCAGAAUCUUCAAAAAAGUAUCAAUAUCCUGCUACAGAUUUAAAUCGGAAAGAAAUGCACAAAAGAGUGUAUACGGUGGAAGAUGAUAAUACAAAUGAACAAGUUCGAGAUAUAAGAAAAAUGUUUAACGCCUCUAUGAACGUGGAAUGUAGUCCCAGUGCGAGCAUGAAUUGUAAUAAAAUGCUUGUUGUCGACGAUGAAAAUGAUUACAUUACUAUAAACAGAGAAAAGAACGUUGCUAACGUAAAUGCUAAUAAACAUUCUUUGCACAAUAUCCAUUUGCCUGCGACAGAUUACUAUCAGAACCAUAGGAAUAAGAAACAUGGUACUAAUACUAAACAAAUUCAAGAUGUAGGUGAUAGCAUGAUUCUCAGUGGAGGUGAUCUUAAAAUAUUGGAAAGACCACCACCAACUCCAGAACCAAGGAUUGAUCUUGGGAUGCUUGAGGAAUAUAUGAGCGAUGAAGAGAGUGAUAAAUUAAAGCAUACUCCGGAAAUAGGCUGGACAUUCUAUGACAAUGUUUUAGGGCAAGUUAAUGAAAUUUUACAAAAUUCUAGUGUUAUGAACGAUAAAAAUCAGAAUAACGCUAAAAUAAUUCGCGAAGUUGAGCAAGAAAAUGAUAUGGAAACUAAAACGGCAUUGAAUAAUGUUAAAGUAGCUACUUUGGAAGAACUUCGUAAACUUGGGAUCAGUUUAACUGAGAACAAAGAAUAUAGGGAGUCAAAUUGUGAUAAUAAAAAGUUAGAUUUUGAUUCAUCUUUUUAUCCUCGCUUGGAUCGUCAAGCAAAUAUGAUGCAUAGUGUUGUAAAUGAAACAAAUACAAGUAUGCACAUGAAAGCUUUAGCAUUAAAAUAUUUGAGCGACGAACAACUGGCUGAUAUAGCACUGCAUAAAGAAGAGUCAUCUUCAUUAAAGCAUCUCAUGGUCAGCAAUAUGCAAGGCACCAAUAUGUCGCUAGCUACAAUGCGUUAUUUAGAAAGAUAUAAAAUUCUGCCAGGAAAAAAUAACAUGCAAGUAGAAAAUACUGAUCAGACAUAUGGCGAAAUGGCGUCUAAACACGAUUUUAAACCGACGACUGGAAAAAAUAAUCCUACGCUACGCCAAUUCCCUUUUGUACAAACACCUGGUACCACUUGUCCUAGCAGAAUAUUAGAUCUUUCUACUUUAAAAAGACAACCGAAAUUAUUAUAAAUUUAAAAUUAACAUAUAUCAGCAUGUGAGCAAUAUAUUUAUUAUAUAAACGAUAUACUUUCAUAAAAAUUUUAUAGUUGUGUAAGACGAAGAA
This is a messenger RNA of Formica exsecta, 2723 nucleotides long. RefSeq lists its product as uncharacterized. The record is from RefSeq and is a predicted model, not a curated record. The transcript has 4 exons. NCBI's taxonomy places the organism in Eukaryota, Metazoa, Arthropoda, Insecta, Hymenoptera, Formicidae. Bases 11 to 2629 code for a protein of 872 amino acids.